GAUCAUUUUAAAACUGACAUAUUUAGAAACAUUUGAGACAGGAAAAUGGCACUUAUAGUUCCAUUGGUGGCGUCUCUGCUGACAAUAACGAACCUGAAUCUGAAUCCAGGGCAAAUCCUGACAGUAACCGGAAUUAUUGAUGAAAAUGCUUCAACUUUUCAGAUAAAUCUAGGUACAGAUGAAAACAACUUUCUGUUCCACUUCAGCCCUCGCUUUGAAUUUAAUGAAGACAGAAAAGUAAUUGCAUUAAACACAAAAACAGAUGGAAUAUGGGGCCGAGAUCAGCAGACAGAAUAUGUUUUCCCCUUCAAAAAAGGCGAAGAAACCUCACUCUUAUUUGUGUACCAAGGGAAUAAAAUUAAAGUGAUAUUGCCCGGCGGUGAUGAAAUCGUUUUCCCGUUCCGCAAACAGGCAACAAUUCUCCCAUAUAUGAACCUGAAAAAUCUCAGAUUGAAGUCCCUCACAGUGAUUUGAUGGAUCCACCUUAUCCUGCACAUCAAAUUCAUAUGAUUUAUCUUCUUGCACGUGCAUAUAUUUCCCAAGCUCAGUCAGAAAAUGCAGUUUAAAUGGACAAUGCAUUGUAUUUUUCCCUUAUAUAUUCUCAGUGACGUGUUCACCAGCUGAGUACUAAAUGUGUUUCUUUAGGUUUAUUUUUGUAAUUUAAAUAGCUAGUUUUGUUCAUUGACACCACCAACCAUAGUGAAAAUUUCAGUAUCUAAGUAUUGGCCUUUGAGUAUAGAGAAAGGGACUGACUCUAAAAUCCUCAGCCAUAUUGAGUGAAAUAACACGCUGACCCUUGCUUAAGUAGACCUCACUCAGUGGUGAUCUGUCUUCUUUAGAAAAUAAUUGCUCUCUCUAGAAUGGAAAAUCUUACAGAGGAGAGAGAGCGACUGUAACAGGUAGCGCCUUGUACUGAUAAUAAUCAUUUUGUUCAGCAAAUAACAAUCACAUUUUGCUGUUUUUAUCAUAUAUUCAGUUGCAUCUGUUUCUAGCUUCGCAUACACAGUCUUUCUAAUAGUAGAACAAGGGUAUGGAGGAUUUUGAGACACUCUUGGGUUCAGAGAUAUAGAUAAGAUAAUGAGGCUUGCUCUUCCAUCAGGAUUAGCCAAUUUGAUUGUGCGUGUUCUUGAGAACCAUUGUAGUUUCAAAGAGCUAUUUCAAAUAAAAUUAAAAAAUAAACACAAGAAAUGUCAAUACUCUGUAGCUGGAGUUAUUGAAAACAAAUUAAAGGAAAAAAGCUUAGUACAAUGUCCAUUUAAGAGAAUGUAACGUCAGCUUCUCAGGGGAUGGUGCUAGUCUACUAUAGAACUUGCUUGUUUGAUUUGGAAUCUGUAUCUUCCUGUGUUGCAUAAUUUUGCUUAUAAACAAUAAAAUCUUCACUUGGC
Bombina bombina (fire-bellied toad) is the source of this 1385-nucleotide messenger RNA. Its product is annotated as galectin-1-like. NCBI's taxonomy places the organism in Eukaryota, Metazoa, Chordata, Amphibia, Anura, Bombinatoridae. Gene Ontology annotation, molecular function: laminin binding; carbohydrate binding. The record is from RefSeq and is a predicted model, not a curated record. The transcript has 4 exons. The coding region runs from base 46 to 474 and encodes 142 amino acids.